AUGGUACACGCUGUAAAACCGAAUAAAAAUUCAAAGGACCUUGAAAAAGAGCUCUCGAGCAUAUCGUCGUCAACUAUACAUUAUGAAAAUUCUAACGGCUUUGUCCCUAUGGUGCGAUCCGUCUCGCCAUCCGUCUCGUACGAACUCGAUUCGUCACAGACCAGUGAUUACGAGAAGCAGAGAUCUGAAGAAAGCAACGCGACGAAUGCCGUAAGUGCUGAAGACAGUUCGAGGGUGAAAAAAUUGGAAGAAGACUUAGCGUACUCCUCGGAAGCGAGGAUUUUCUUGAGUCUACCUGGAUCACUGACAAAUCGCAGGUCUUUCGAUUUCCAGGACGAUAGGCUGAAUGAGUUCGAGCUGUUGAAGGUGAACAACGACACCCCCGCGGUGGCUAAUUACCAGGAUUUUUACGAGAACAUGCACAGCACAAUGAACACCGAGACCGACAGCGAGUCCGGUAAAUCUUCGAGGCAUUCGAACAACGAGAGAGGGAAGAGACUUGAGAACCACACCCGUAAUUACGGUUGGCAGUCGCAACAAAACAAUGACGCGGAUAUCUAUGCUCAAUUCUAUUCGUACAACAACGCCCAUGAUACAAAGAAGACUCUUUACGGGCAGGAGAAAGUCGUUGGUAAUUAUCAACAGCAGAAUACUGUAAACUACAAUGGGCUGAGCGCGACCAAGAAUGCAGUAGCGACCCCGUCCUCAUCAAGGACGAAUUACGAGGCUAACGAACUCGCGCAUAGCGGAACUUAUGGCGAUGCUGCGGAAUCGUCGAGGACACGCCAUAGAUUCAUGAAACCGGUCGUAGUCGCCGAACCGAGUAACCAUAAAAUGGAGAUAAAGUUCAGCAGCCAGCUGAAAGACAGCGAGUCUGAUAAUGAUGACAAAACUUUGAAAAACUCAGAAUUUUCUAAUUCAGAGACUUAUGACACUUAUAACAAUAACAACAGGCAGCGUAGUUAUCAACGCACGGAAGACUCCGGAGAAGUCUCAGAUGAGAACACAGAUUACUCCGAUUAUGUCGACCGGCUAAGACUGAGAGCACAAAAAAAUCGGAAACGUCCUGAUUCCGUCAGAAAACAGCUCUCCAAAGAACAUCGAGGUACGUUGAACGAGAGCGCAGACGAGGGUAAGUACAUGUAUAACUCUGCAAAAUUAAAAUCGCAGCGGCACAGAACGAAAGCGAAUCCAUGGCUCAAUGAUCCCAGUGCGAAUCACCACGACGAGAGUGUCGAAGACAUUCGACACGACUCUAGAGUCACCAGCACGAAAACAAAGAAAGUUCAUGGAUCGAGGAAUACCAAUACAUGGAGUCAGAUAACUCCAAAUCUUGAAAUCUCUCAUUCCAACGGGAUUGAGUUGAAUCAGUUGGAGAAGCCGAAGUACAUUGUUAAUUUCGUGCCCGUAGGAAACUUCGACCAUGCAACCGCAUUAGGUGGUAGCCAGGGUUUUGAUAUGUCCAACGCAAUGUUGCAGAAUCUCGCUACCGUCGCGCCGAUUGGUACAUUUAGCACGACAACACCUCUCUUGAGUACGCCUCAACCUGUUCUCACUCAGAAUUUGGCAAUAUCGAAGAACCUGGUUUCCACGCCAGUGCCCGAUAUCAUUGUUGGCCAGAACACUUUCCAAAAUCCCGUACAGACGGUUCUGCUUUCACAUCCAAGCGGUCCAAAUAAGAUCGUAAAUACAUUGAGAGCGACUUACGUUCCGAGCACUAUGACACCUGUAUUCGCUUUUACGCCCGGCUUAACUCCAGCGCUGCAAAACUUGAACGUUCACGGUAUGCAGGGGAAUGUAACACCACAAACGACCUUCACCGUAUUUCCGCAACCAACUAUACAGACAUAUCCAAGUUUUCUACAGACGCCGCUGCAGGCAACUCAUAUUCAAGUAAAUCCCCAUGGACUGCAGGGUCAGAAUUUGAUUAAUCAUGCUAACUUGCAGGUACAGAGUGCGUCGACAGUGCCCACUUUGUUGUCCAGCCAAACAAUGCCAGAGAGCAGGGCCAACAUGGAAACUCAUAUCAAGAAGAACGUGUACCCCACUUCCGGUGGAAACUUCCUCGCUACCGCGAGCCUAGCCGUCGGUCAGAAUGGACAGAAGCAGGCGGCUAAUGUUAACUCAUAUUAUAUGCAAGGCCAGAAUACGCAGCUAAUUCCAACUCAACAGAAUUUACAGGAACUGCAAGCUCAAAUGAAUAAGCAACUAACGAAGGGCGGUAGACUGCCUGGCAUUGUGUUGCAGGCUGCUGACAGUACGACUAGUCACUCGAUUAAUAAUUUAAAUAUGCUAGGAACAGCAGCGACAAACGCUCAUCUUCCGAAUGUGGGUACGAAGACCGUAGAGAUUGUAAAUCCAAACAUUAAAAUAAAUCCUUUCAAUAUGAAUACUUAUCAAGCGAUGCAUUAUCCGGCUACUGUUUUGACGACACCCAUCCCAAUUUUUAGCACUAUUGCCUCGGCUACUCCGCAAACCAUUUUGCACAGUUACGUGAACUCUCUAACAGAGUCCGGAGCCAAACCUAAGCAAGUGGAUCUUAAAUUUGCUCAGACUCAGGAACGACCAGUGUUUAAUCCUAUCAAUUUCAUUCCUAACGUUGACAUUAUCAAAAACCAAAACGCUCUUAAUAACAAGUUGUCGACGAAUGAACCUCUUCAACCAGGUUUGAAUCUGGUGCCUGCCAUGCCUGGCGGGAAUUUUUUUAAACCCUUAACAGGGCAAAACGAGUUGAUCAUGAAACCGAAACUUGCGUCAGACUUGCAGAAAUAUGCUGAGGAAAUGUUCAAAGAAUCCUUGAAAACAAUGUACAACUCGCAGAAAUGGAACAACGACAGAAAACCGGGAAACAUUCAGAAUAAUUCCGAAGCAAGUGACUUAGCCAAACUAAGGCACGAAUUGCAAAAAUUAAAAUCUUCCUUGACAGAGUCCAAGUACAGAGAUAUUCUUGAAGCGUACCAGAGCGAGAAUAACGUACAUACAAGUAACGCGCCCACAUCUUCAGGCGACAAAAAGAAAUUGGAUCCACUAUUAGCGACUUUGGAACAUUUGCUAAAGACACGACCCGGGGGACCAAUACAUAUCUAUCAUGGCGCUGUUAAACCUGGUCGCAAACCUAAACUGGAAGAUACGAACUUUGCUGCGAGUUCCAACUAUGACUUCAAUGACGAUAGCUACUUGGAAUUUCUCACGCCACCCAGACCGGAUGCAUUUCGUUCAAAAGUUCCCUUCCACGAUAAACAAAUGAAGAAACGACCUGGAUCGAGAUUCAAGAAUGGCCCGAGGAAACUACGAUCAAAUAAAGGAUCCAGUGGACUAGAAACAUCUGCUAGUAAUGUAGAAGUGUAUCUAGAUGGAACGCACGCUUACUCACGUAAGCCGCCUAAAGAUUUCGAUCAUGAAAACUUUGACUACGAUUCUAGACAUCGGUCGUUUUUUGAUUCGUAUCCGACGUUCACCACGUCGACGCCGGAAAGCCUCAGUAAAAUCUUACGAGAAAUGAAAAGUAAUACAGAAUAUGACAUCAAUCACCCUAGAAUGCAUAAUCUUCUUGGUAUGUUAAUGAAGAAUAAACAAUUGCCAAACAGAGGCGCGCAGAACUAUUUUCGCGACAAGGAUCAAUUAAGUCAAUUCUUCGAGAGAGACAGACGUCGGCUGCAGCAGCAGUUAUAUGCUAAUACCUUCAGGGAUUACAUGGAUAGGUCCGACAUCGUUUCCCAACCUACUUCGGUUGCCAACGAGAAUAUCUAUUCGGGGAAUGGUACCGCGUAA
Cyphomyrmex costatus is the source of this 3771-nucleotide messenger RNA. RefSeq lists its product as uncharacterized. The record is from RefSeq and is a predicted model, not a curated record. Bases 1 to 3771 code for a protein of 1256 amino acids. NCBI's taxonomy places the organism in Eukaryota, Metazoa, Arthropoda, Insecta, Hymenoptera, Formicidae. The transcript has a single exon.